CGGCCCCCAGCGCUGUGCCCAGCGGAGCCGGCGGAGUCGACCUUGCGCAACCAGCGGUGCACGGAGGAGGAAAAAUAAAGGGCGGCGUCACGUGACUCGCACGUACAAUAACCUGUGAGUCAGGCUGAGGGGGUGAACGUCCGGCAGUCACCUGUAAACAGUGGCGAUCCGUCGGCGUUGGGGGCCCGGCGCUCGGCGAUCCCGUCCGUCGGCCCCGGAAUCCAUGGACGUCCCAGCGGGGCCGCCCCCGGAGUCCAGGGGUACGCGGUGCGACGGCCGGACCGCGCUGACCCCGUUUGCCCGCUAGCCCGGCGCCAUGGCGCUCAACUUCACCACCUGCGCCCUGCAGCUGUCUGCGUGCGACGAGUACGGCGCUUACCGGGGCCGCCUGGGCCGCGGCUGCUCGUGGACCCGCGAGGAGACCAUGCUGCUGCUCGACCUGUACGAGAAGGAGCGGCUGUCGGACGAGCGCAGCGUCGAGUUUCCGCCGCGCAACACGCCCAAGUACCAGAAGGUGCACCAGGCCAUCUCGGGCUUCCUCGGGGCCCACGGCUACACGCGGAGUCCCAUGCAGGUGCGCGAGAGGCUGAAGCGCCUCAAGCGCGACUUCCGCGAGAAUAGGCACGGCGAGUUCACCGACCGCGUCGGCGCCAUCCUGGCCAAGCGGGGGGCCUCGCCGCCGCUCGCCGCCACCACCAACGGUGCUCCACACCAGCAGGGCUCGUCUCCUGACCACGAAGCCUGCUACCCCGUGGUACUGGUCAAGACCGAGGUCGGCUCGCCCGAUGCGCGCGACGCCUCCCCGGACGAGAACGUGCCACAGCCUGCACCGCCUGUGGGCCCAGAAUUGCGCUCGCCCGUCCAGGCGGAAGAAGACAGCGAGCCACGCCCCGUACUGCACCCGCAGCGGCCUCGGCGGUUCUCGCCCAGCCACGGUGAUGCCAACGGCCGGCCGGUCGGGACGGGCGUGCGGGCACAGCAGCGGGUGGUGCGCCUCCUCGGUCAGCUGGUGGCCGAGAACCGGCGCCAGGCACAGGCCACCGAGGCCUUCCACCAGCAGGUCCUCUACCAGAUGCACCUCAUCUCCUGCUCGCUCCAGGUGCUGGCCGCAGGGCGCACUCACGAGGCCAGACCGCAGGACGCCAGCAGGCUCGACGCCCACAACUCCAGCUGACCGGGUCCUUCGCUCCGAGGGCUGUCGGACUCUGUGAGCCGAAAUCUCUCGGUGUCGGCCCCCUCGCUGCUGUCCUAGGCUCCGGCCUUAGACCACUUUGCUUCCCAGUCGAGUGUACAUUUUGAGAUGCUGUUUUCUUCACACAGUGAUUGAUUGCGUUCGAUUCGCUGUAAAAGUAUUCAUAGGCCCUAAAAUUGAUGCAGUUUGAACCUUAAGCUGUGUCAACACCCGAAACAAAGUCUAGUUUUCCUAUGUGCCUUCGAAAACGAGGGACCUCUAACCAGAAGCAACAAGAUACCGGUGCCGUCCAGCUGUCACAAAUCCCCCUUCAGAGAGUCGGGUCAUCUGCAGAGGUUUCCUUCCGUCCCAGAUGUUUAAGAUUGUUGCUUUUCUAUGGAGAGUAUUAUCGAGGAUAUGGGUGGCAAGCUAAGCCAUUUGUCAGUAUGCUGUGCCAUCUCUUAUAGAAAGUCAAUUGGGCCAGAUCAUUUAUCCUCAUGUUCAGGUGCAAAAGUUGCGGGGGAUUGGUGUGUUUAUACGUUUAUCAUGAUGCGUGAUUUGUACUGUCCGACCGGUGCCCGAGUGUAGUUGGCCCCAAACCGAGGCCUGGAAUAUGCCCGGCACUUUGAGUGCGAUGCAUCCCCCGGAAAAGAUUUCUCACUUCACAUUAUGGAUCUAUGUACUUCCCACGAGUCUUCCAUAACUUGCAGUUCUCUGCAUCUGAUUGUGUUGCACGAGCCUUAAGGUGUGUUGGGAAAAUGUGAUUCAGCAAAUUUCACUGGAGGCUCUUUGUAGGUUCAUCUUUACAUCCCUCUAUUACCCCUGCAGAGUCCUUGAUGAUCCAGAACUGCUUAACCGAGGCAUUUUUGGAGCUUGUAAAUGUUUGUAAAUGUGUAUGAGCACUCUUGCCAGGGUACUUUUCCAAGUUAUAUUUAUGACUAGCUAUCUGUCCAGACUAAUAUACUAUAUUUAUUGAGGGGCAAUACUAGGAGAUGCAAUAUAUGGCUGCGGCAUCUGUUUUAUAUUUUUAUAUUUUGGUACGGUGGUGUAGACAAGCGUGCACACAAAGAACCAUCUACAACAGACCCUUCUAAGGCCUUUAUAGCUCUAAGUUUAGGUUAUAAUUCGAGGAGAGAGGCGCAUUCAUUUUUUUUUCUUGGGAAGUUUUAAAGGGCAUUGAGGCAUUUAUGCUGGGGAUGUGCGAAUAGUGGUUCCAAUCGAAUAGCGCCGCUUCAUUCAUAGCCUUCACAGUCCAAAGAAAGUAACUGGUUUUGUCCACUGUUCCAGCUAUCCCAUUCAAACCACUUUUUGCACACUCCUAAUUUAUGCAUGUCUUCUUUUUCUUUCUUUUACGAAAGUAUGACCAGAAGGACCCAACAACCAAAAAGAAAAUAUUUGCCACUCCAGAUGGAACUUAAAGCCGUCGGGGCUUCCCCAACUCUUCCCAGUGAUUAAAUAAAAAUACACAAAAAGGA
This is a messenger RNA of Ixodes scapularis (black-legged tick), 2646 nucleotides long. RefSeq lists its product as uncharacterized. The transcript is spliced from 2 exons. The record is from RefSeq and is a predicted model, not a curated record. Bases 317 to 1174 code for a protein of 285 amino acids. Lineage: Eukaryota; Metazoa; Arthropoda; Arachnida; Ixodida; Ixodidae.